Messenger RNA from Trematosphaeria pertusa, 1119 nucleotides. RefSeq lists its product as uncharacterized. Bases 1 to 1119 code for a protein of 372 amino acids. The record is from RefSeq and is a predicted model, not a curated record. The transcript has a single exon. NCBI's taxonomy places the organism in Eukaryota, Fungi, Ascomycota, Dothideomycetes, Pleosporales, Trematosphaeriaceae.
AUGUCCACACUCGGCGACCUCCAGAAGCGUCUUACCGCCAUCUUCACGGAGGCGAAGGCACAGUAUAUCAAGCCCCAGGACGUCAUUCCACCAGAAGUGCAGGCCCACUUCGGGGACCUCAAGGAGCUGAAGACUGCGAGGGAGUACAUCAAGGAAGUUGAAGAGCGGGAGAUGGCGCUGGUGGAUCGCAAUGAGGACUUAGAAAAGGAGUUGAAGCAGGCGAAGCAAGCCGUGGAAGACCUACCAGAUGACCACAAGCAGCGCCUCAUCGACCUUCAGCAGGCGCAGCACCAGAUCAAAUUCUACAAAGACCUCAUGGAGUACGCGGAGCAGCGCGCGUUGAACUACCAGGCCAAGUGGCAAGAGGCGCUGAAGAAGCAAGCCACUGCUGAUGAAGCGCAGCAGAAGAUCGAACGCCUAGAGGCAGAGUGCUACGAUCAUAAAGCCGUUAUCGUGAAGCUCAUCAACGAGAACCACGGGGCGCAUGACAUCUAUGACUCCAUUCGCGAAAAGGACCUCAAGGCGCUGGAAGACAAGGAAGUCAAGCUGAUGGAGAUGGAGAAGUUCGUCCAGGAGACGGAGGACCGGUAUAAGCAGGUUGAGGAGGAGAAAGAUCAGUUUGAGCAGACUUACGAUGGACUGAUCGAAAAGCUAGACGGUGAGACUUCCGAAGUCGCCGCCGCGCUGAACAAUACCAGUGGGCGCCUCCGCGUCGCUGAACGUCUUCGCAUCGCGACCGUGUCCGAAGUCACACCGCUGCGGAAGUUCUACGAGAGCGCGCACUCCAUUAUUUCAAUUUACCAACACAUCUUUCAGGGUCUGCUGAACACCGAACAGCCGAAAGUUCAGUGGAUUCCCGACGCUCUGCGGGCGAGUAUCGAUUCCGCGGCGAAGGAGUGUGAAGCUUUCUAUUUCCUACGACAAGCCAUCGAUUCGGAGGGCAUUGAAAGUGACGAGGUGCGAGACCAAAUUAACCUGUUGGGGCGAUCGGCCGUGCGCAUGCAUGGCUCGCUGGAAGCUAUUGCUGGGGAUGUGUCGCGGUUUCUAGCGACGCUGCGUAGGCGGCCGGAUGUUUGGCAGUUGGUGAAGAUGAAGUUUGGGAUCCUCACUAGACGGUAG